Molecule: messenger RNA, 1664 nt
Organism: Solanum verrucosum
Lineage: Eukaryota; Viridiplantae; Streptophyta; Magnoliopsida; Solanales; Solanaceae
Product: tRNA (guanine(37)-N1)-methyltransferase 2
Exons: 11
Coding region: 63-1529 (488 amino acids)
Biological process (GO): tRNA N1-guanine methylation
Cellular component (GO): cytoplasm
Source: RefSeq, a predicted model, not a curated record
GUGCAAUUUGAAAUCUUCCAUUAAUUGAAGUUUAGCACUUGAGCUUUCUCAAUCCUGUAAAAAUGGUGGAACUGGACGAGAGCAAGUUUGAUAUGCACUUGAAAUUAUGGGCGCUUCGAAUUCCACGAGAACAUUGUAAGGCUGCCAUGAAAAUACUCGACGGGCAUUUAUUUGACAGGCCACGCGUAAAGCCUAUCACUGAGGACCCAACAAAUGAAAAAACCCGUUACAUGAUUUUCUCAGAAAAAGUAAAAACCCCAGACUUGUCUGAUAUUCCUGCUCAAAAGCUUGCUGAACUGAAAGGCCUGUGUCAGUUUGAAGUUGCUCCCUAUUCACUGUCACUUGGCUAUUCUUAUUGGAGUGCAGAUCAUAUAUUAAAGCAGAUCCUGCCCCCUGGCCUUGAAGUACCAUCAUCAUUUGAGACAAUAGGUCACAUUGCUCAUUUGAAUAUAACUGAUGAUCUUCUUCCUUACAAGAAUGUGAUUGCCAAAGUUAUUUAUGAUAAAAACUAUCCCAGGAUCCAGACAGUUGUAAAUAAAGUUGGAACCAUUACCAAUGAAUUUCGUGUGCCAAAAUUUGAGAUACUGGCUGGGAAAGAUGAUAUGGUCACAGAAGUGAAGCAAUAUGGAGCAACUUUCAAGCUUGAUUAUAGCUUGGUGUAUUGGAAUUCUAGACUGGAACAUGAGCAUAUAAGGCUGGUCUCAAAGUUCCAGGCAGGGGAGACCGUAUGUGAUAUGUUUGCUGGCAUUGGUCCUUUUGCUAUUCCCGCUGCACAGAAAGGAUGUGCGGUUUAUGCAAACGAUUUGAAUCCAGAUAGCAUUCGUUAUCUCAAAACUAAUGCUGAAAUCAGCAAGGUUGAUCAUCUAGUUUUCCCAUACAAUAUGGAUGCAAGGAAAUUUAUUUCUCAACUCAUUGCUGUACCCUGCAAUGGAAGCAAUGCAGAAGCUGAGAUUGAUUGCUCUGACAAAUUCAGUGGUGAAGCACAUAGGGAGAAACUAUCUGAAGACUAUGAGGUCAAAGAAGUACCUGACGGAACGUCAUGCAACACUGCUGGACUCGGAGACUCAUCUGUGAUAGAAGAUAUGAAUGUGACUUCUGUGAAAAGACAUGCAGAGAGUUCUCAAGAAGAGGGAGAAGGGAGAUCUGCAGUCAAUGAUGGUGUUUGUGUUGCUGGUAGAAGAAAAAGAGGUCCAAAUAAGAGAUUGAAGGGUUCUGAGUCAUUGAACACAAAGCCCUCGGAGCAUGUGGACCAUGUGAUCAUGAACCUACCAGCUUCUGCUCUGGAGUUUCUUGAUGCCUUUAGAGGCCUUAUUAGAAGGAGAUACUGGAAGGGAUCUCUACCCUGGAUUCACUGCUAUUGCUUCAUACGGGCAAGUGAAACAGAAGACUACAUUAUCUCGGUGGCCGAGUCUGCCCUGGGAGCCAAAGUCCAAAACCCUGUAUUUCACAGGGUUAGAGAUGUUGCUCCAAAUAAGGCUAUGUUUUGUUUAAGCUUCAGAUUACCGGAAGAAACAUGCUCUGAUGAUUAGGGUAAACAAUGAUACUCUUCAGGGCGAGAAUCAUGAAACUUAAAUGAAUCUUCGUAGCUGGAUUCCUGUAAACUGGAUUAUUUUUUUUGUAAAAUGCUUAACCUUUAAUUUAACAAAUACUACUUUUUAAAGUGA